Molecule: messenger RNA, 1764 nt
Organism: Candida tropicalis MYA-3404
Lineage: Eukaryota; Fungi; Ascomycota; Pichiomycetes; Serinales; Debaryomycetaceae
Gene: SNG3
Product: Sng3p
Exons: 1
Coding region: 1-1764 (587 amino acids)
Cellular component (GO): membrane
Source: RefSeq, a predicted model, not a curated record
AUGAGCAACAAUAUGCCACCACAAGAACCACACGAAGACCAUCACGACAAUGUGUCAGAUUUGUCUUCAGAAGAACACCCAGUCCCAUUCAACCCCACAGAACAAAAUGCAAGCAACAGCAAACGUCCAUCAGUCGGAAGACGACUUUCCAGUGCCGCCAGUACUUUCUUUAGUGGUAGAUUAGAAGAUGUAGACGACGAUGACGACAAUGAUGUUGAUACACUAGAAGGACAAGAUUUCAAUGAUACAUUAUAUGCCACGAAACAACUAAGCCAUGCGCUUACUCACAAGAACCAAGAUGAAGAAGAAGAAGUUUCGAAGGCAUCUGAAACACCGGGGAAGGAAACUUUAGGCGAUUCAACUGAAAGCAGUGACAAUCUUCCACCCUCACCACCUCCAGCACCACCAAUACUGAGACGAAAAUCUUCAAUUGCUAGUUCCUUCGAAAAGGUUGAAAAAUUCAAAUUCUGGGAUAAGGAGUUCCGAAGUGAACGAUUGAAAAUCGCUACACAGAUUCUUAUCAAUUACAUCUUUCUUGUUGUUGGAUUUGCUGGUAUUUUGUGUAUCUACACCGGGUCGUACUACCAAAGAAGCACCAGGUACAAGAACUUGAAAAUGGCCGUGAUUAUAGCGGACCAGCCCGUAGGCGAGUUACCCAACAUUGUGGGUCAAACAAUCGAAUACUAUUUCAUCAAUGUUCCCACAGUUCAAACCGUGGGUGAUUUCCAUAUUUGGAACUAUACCAAAAUUGCCGAAGUAGCAGCUAGUCAUAAGAACACCAUCACGGAAGAAGUGUACCGCCAGAUUCACCAUCAGAAAUUCUGGGCAGCUUUCUAUGUCCACGAGAAUGCAACUCUUGAUUGGUACCAGGCCAUGUUGGCACAGUCGCAGACAUUCUCUCCUGUUCAGUCACUCAUGGAAGUUGUUUACGAAACAGGGAGAGACUAUAACGCGGUGGUGAACUACAUCACUACGAUUGUCAAUCAAUUAUUGAUUGGAUACAAUAAGUUCAUUCCUCAAAGUGGGUUGGUUGGUCACAUGCUAGAAACUCUCAACUCCACGCAGGCCAUAGGAGUGCUCAACAACUCACCCCAGUUGAUCUCCACGAUACCCACAUUUAGAGUCCAUGAUUUGCAUCCAGUGCCGAAUGCACUCUUUGCGGCCACAAUGCAAUUGGGUGGUGUUUACAUCAUCGUCAUGACAUUCUUCCUGCAAAUAUUCACCCUUCGUAUCAACAUGUUCUUAGCUUCCAAACUAUCUGGUGCACAAUUUAUCAUAGCCAAACUCGUUACUACGCAAAUCGCCUAUUUCAUCAUUUCAUUAGCAUUUGUCGUACUCAACACGGCGUUCCAAAUACCGUUUAAUGUCACAUUUGGACAUUCUGGAUUCCUAGUCAUCUGGAUGUUUGCCUUUUUAUUGAUGUCUUCCAUAGGAAGUAUAAUUGAAGUUCUCGUGAUGAUUGCCUUUGCGGUGAAACAAGCACUUCUUGGAUUUGUCCUUGUUUAUAUUGUUGUGUUGAAUUUAGCACCAGUUCUUUCCCCAAUUGUAUUGUGUCCUAAAUUCUAUCGUUAUGGAUAUGCUAUGCCAUUAAAGAAUUUUUAUGAUUUACUACAAGUUGCAUACUUUGAUGCGUGGAAAGGUCAUAUGGGGAGAAAUAUAGGUAUCCUAAUUGCGUGGAUCAUUGUCACAAAUACAGGAUUGCCGUUUGCUAUGAAAUUGCUAGCUCGUCAAAAGGCCAAGAUGGAGAAUAAGGAAAACAAGUAG